AUGGAACUGCCUCUAUAUUCGCCCGCAAGGAAUGCAAAUUUAUCCCAUCUACCCCAGCGGCCGCCAAUCAAUCUUAGCUUCCAAGAUCUCUCCUACACUGUCUCCAAUGGAAAAGUAUCUAAAAUGAUUCUACGUGGCAUCAAUGGAGAUUUCCGGUCUGGACAAUUGACUGCUAUUUUGGGCCCGUCCGGAGCUGGGAAGAGUACAUUGCUGAAUAUACUCGCUGGUUACAGGGUAUUAGGAGCGUCAGGUAUUAUCAGCACAAAUGGUGAAGCUAGAGAUCUGUCGUUGUUUCGAAAGCUGUCUAGGUACAUUAUGCAAGAUGACCUUCUCCAACCUCUCAUCACCGUGCAAGAGGCGAUGAUGAUGGCUGCGGACUUAAAACUUGGUGAAAAUUUGGACAAAGCCAAGAAGACUGUUGUGAUAGAUGAAAUAAUUAACCUACUCAGGUUGAACAAAGCCAAGAACACAGUAACAGAGAGGCUGUCAGGCGGAGAAAGGAAGAGAUUGUCGAUCGCUUUGGAGUUAGUUAACAACCCACCCGUCAUUUUCCUGGACGAACCCACUACUGGCUUAGACGAUGUAGCGUCAUCAACUUGCGUUUCGCUCUUGAAGCGAAUAGCUCGCGGCGGGCGAACAGUGAUUUGUUCCAUACAUACGCCAUCAGCCAGGUUAUUCUCCAUCUUCGACCAUGUUUAUGUGGUGGCUGAUGGUCGAUGUGCGUACCAAGGGACGUCGGCUGGUGUGGUACCGUUUUUACAAGAAUUAGGCUUGCCUUGUCCCACUACUUACAAUCCAGCUGAUUUCAUUAUCGACGUAUCCAGCGGAGAAUAUGGUUCGCACUCCGACAAAAUGAUAUCGAGUAUAGAGAACGGCAGAUGUCAAAAGUGGAGAUACUAUGCAGUUGAGAAUUGUUCUCAGGGCGAGGAGAUCGAACAGUUAAACAGUGGUGUAAUUGAGAAACACAAUUAUCACUACGAGAGUUCGGGGUACCAACAAUUUAAAGUUUUGGUUAGACGUAUGUUUCUACAGACUGUUAGAAAUAGGAGUUAUUUAUGGCUAAGGUUCGCUCUCCACGUAUUCAUUGCGACGAUCAUAGGGUCGUUAUUCAAUAACAUGGGUUUUGAUGGAUCGAAAACUUUAUAUAAUUUUGGUUUCUGCUUCGCGUGCAUAAUUGCUAUGCUGUACACUCCUAUGAUGCCUAUUUUACUUGCAUUUCCAUCAGAAGUAAUGAUAAUAAAACGCGAAUACUUCAACAGAUGGUACGGUUUGAAACCAUAUUUUGCUGCACUAUUCGUUUCGAGAACGCCUGCGACGAUUUUCUUCGCAUUGAUCUAUUUGAGUAUCGUAUAUCCUGCUACUGCGCAACCGAUGGAGUUGUCGCGCAUACUCAUGUUUGUUAGUACUUGUGUCAUGGUGGCUUUAGUAGCGGAGUCUAUGGGAACUGUUAUAUCUUCGACACUAAAUAUUGUAAAUUCAAUGUUUGUCGGUCCCGUAGCGAGUGUUCCCCUAAUGUUACUAUCCGUAUAUGGUAUUGGUAAUGGCGAUGACCCACCACCCUUGGUCUGGAAGAUAGCCAGGGCUUGUUCCUUUUUGAGGUAUGGCCUGGAGGGACUCAUUGUGGCUAUAUACGGACAGUCUCGAGCCGAUCUCAUCUGUCCAGAUGACGUUGAUUAUUGCGAAUUCAAGAAUGUUAAAUACUUUACGAAACUGAUGGGAAUGUCUGGUGUCUCAUUCUGGCUGGAUAUUAGCGUCCUCUUCGGAAUGUUACUAGCGAUGAACCUAGUGGCAUACUACCUUUUACGACAGAGGCUAUCGCCCAACUAUGCGUUCAGAGCGAUCAAAGUUUUGGGUCGCUUUAUUAAGAACAAAAUGAACAAUUCUCAUUAG
Messenger RNA from Leptosia nina, 1890 nucleotides. Lineage: Eukaryota; Metazoa; Arthropoda; Insecta; Lepidoptera; Pieridae. The record is from the annotation of a GenBank genome assembly.